Diatraea saccharalis (sugarcane borer) is the source of this 1152-nucleotide messenger RNA. The record is from the annotation of a GenBank genome assembly. NCBI's taxonomy places the organism in Eukaryota, Metazoa, Arthropoda, Insecta, Lepidoptera, Crambidae.
AUGGCGUACAAACAAUCAUGUCUUAUGAAAGCACAUAGUGACACAUACCUUAUUGUGAGAGAAAUAAAUAAACACGUGCAAGAAGACCUUCCAAAGAGGAUACAGGGCGUAAUAGAGUACCUGGAAAAAACAAUACAAGGAGCAAAGAAGGAAACAAUGGAAAAGAUCGAUAGUAUCGACUGGGAAACACACGAAGAGGAAAUAGUGAAAGGAUUAACAAAGGAAAUGGGAGAGAUAUCCACAGUUUUAGGAGAGAAGGUAAGGGAGAGCAUAGAAGAAGUAAAAAACAGACAGGAAAUAACACCAAAGGAUACCUAUGCAAAUAUAGCAAAGACUAAUAUACCCCGGACGAUGCACUCGAUUAUACUUGAAUCUGAAAAUAAAAAUGACACAGCAGAGGAGCUCAUCCAAAAGACAAAAGCAAUAUUAAAACCAACGUUAGAAGAAAUAAAAAUUGAUAAAAUAAGGAAGGUAAAGGACCAGAGGGUGUUGAUAGGCUGUGCAAAGGAAAAAGAAAUAGAAAAAAUUAAAGACAAAUUACAAAAAGAGCAAGGAAUAAAAAUAGAAAAAGUUAAAAACAAGAACCCGUUGGUAAUAAUAAAAGACGUACCAUUUCAAAUAAAAGAGGAGGAAUUAUUACAGCUGAUACAGAACCAAAACAAGGAAUUAUUUAAUAAGGAGGAAGAAAAAGAGGUGAAAGUUAAAUUUAGAAGGAAGGCCAUAAAUCAAGAAAGGUGUCAUGCAAUAAUCCAGGUCAAACCGGCGGUAUGGAGGGCCAUGACCGGGAAGGGGCACUUGUACAUUGAGAUGGAGCGGUUGAAGGUCGAAGAUCAAUCACCGCUGAUCCAAUGUACAAGAUGCCUUGGAUUCGGGCAUGGCAUGAAAUUUUGCCAGGAGAGUGCGAGUAGAUGCAGCCACUGCGGCGACCCGCAUCUCAGAGCGAACUGCCCCGAAAGAGAAGCGGGUAGGGCGCCGCGAUGCUGCAACUGCGCGCACGCAGGCCUGGAGGAAACAGAGCAUAACGCCUUUAGUAAAGAAUGUGGAGUACGUGACAAGUGGGAAUAUCUGGCACGUACAACCACAGCCUACGAAUGAAAACAGUACAACACAAAAAGACGAAAACACACAAAACUACAAAAUAAAGCACACUAA